AUGCCUGAGGGUGUAUGUGCCCUGAGCAAUCCUGUCCAGGCUGGGGUUCUGGCUAGUUUCAAUGUUUGGUCACUUUCUGUCUGGACUGGCUCCCAGCCGAUUUGCAAAAAUCCAAUUUUUUUGUCCAGAUCAGGACCAGACCAUUUCUGCUAUUGA
This is a messenger RNA of Laccaria bicolor S238N-H82, 156 nucleotides long. RefSeq lists its product as uncharacterized. Bases 1 to 156 code for a protein of 51 amino acids. The record is from RefSeq and is a predicted model, not a curated record. NCBI's taxonomy places the organism in Eukaryota, Fungi, Basidiomycota, Agaricomycetes, Agaricales, Hydnangiaceae. The transcript has a single exon.